Molecule: messenger RNA, 1308 nt
Organism: Prunus armeniaca (apricot)
Lineage: Eukaryota; Viridiplantae; Streptophyta; Magnoliopsida; Rosales; Rosaceae
Source: the annotation of a GenBank genome assembly
AUGGAAUCCAAUCCUUCACGCUCCAAUCUGAAACGCCCUUUCUUUGAAGACGACGGCUCCGACAAACCCCCAGCGCAAAAAAGGGUUAGGUUCCCCAAGGGGAAGAAGGCGAGGCCUGGAGAUGAAGCCGUAAACAGAGGCAGACCUGAGGAGGCGGUUGGGGUUGGGAUUGGCCCGACUCCAUUGACGGACCCUCGUUCUGCCGCCAAAGAACGGGCCAAGCGCCGAAGUCAAAUCACAACUGAGCUCUUCAGUGAAGAGACUGCGGGCAUUCUCAACGAUGUCUCUGCUGCUGAAGUUACUUACAAGGAUUACGAGGACUUUGUCGAGGAUGGGAUUCAAAUAGAACCUUUCAACUUGAACAAGGAGAGGGAAGAAGGUUAUUUUGAUGCAGAUGGAAAUUUUGUUGAAUAUGCCAAUAAAAAUGAAGUCGAGGAUGCAUGGCUUGAUAGUGUUGAAGUUGAUACAAAAUAUGCUGGAAAAGGGUUUGCAGUAACAAAAGAUGAUGAUGAUGUCCAAGAUUUGUCUUCUGAUGAUGUUGGGAAGAUUAAAAGACGUAUUGCUGAUGUGCUUGAGCCAGGGGAAACGGUUUUACAAGCUUUGAGGAGAUUGAAGGGAACUUCAAAUAACAAGAAGGAGAAGAUGUCGGCUGAAACAAAGCGUGUAUUUGACCAAUUAACUGAAGAUGCCACGAACCUGAUGGAUAAUGGUGAAUCCAAUGUCUAUCAUGAAAAGAAAGAAAUGUUUGAGCGUGAGGCAGAAGGAUAUGAGAGCUUAGCUCGGGCAAGAAGGGAAGGCACAUCCACUGGUGCAUACCAGGGGAAAUCUGUUCUCAGUAUGGAGUGGGGCACUUCCUCUGAUGUAACCGGUCCUGGAGUACCCUCUUCAAUACUGCCUGAAACUGCUGUUGGUACUUCCAAUUCUAAUGCACCCGCUGCAGAAACCACAAUUAAUGGUGCUGAUGCGUUUGAUAUAUUUGCGGAAGAUGAUGAACAUGUAAUUGCUAAACCAUCUUCUGAAGGAAGUGAUGUGAUCUGCGGCCCUAAUUCUGAUGGAGUCAGCUCACUGCCUUCAAACAACGUAAACGCUUAUUCUGAGAAUGGAGUUUUGCAAAAUGAUUAUGUGUUUGAUGAGUCUUCUGGGUACUAUUAUAGCAGCAGUUUGGGAUAUUAUUAUGAUCCAUCUACCGGAUUCUACUGCUCUGCUGCGUCGGGGCUGUGGUACUCGUUCAAUGAGGAGACGGGCGCAUAUGAUGAAAUUCACCAGGCUGCAGAAGAAAUUCACCAGGCUGCAACCAGUGUGAAUUGA